CACCUCUAGCCUUGGCUUCUCCUCACCUGCCGGAAGAUGCUCUGGGCCUCUGUGCUCUUGCAAGGCGUCUCCUUUGCUUGGGCGGCCAGCAAAGGUUCCCACUGGACCUAUGAAGGGCCCCACGGGCAAGAACGCUGGCAGGAGACGUACCCAGACUGCGGGCGGGAGGCGCAAUCCCCCAUCAACAUCCAGACGGAGUCGGUCCACUAUGACCCUUCCCUGCCCCCUGUGGAGCCCGAGGGAUACCGCAGCCCCGGAAGCGAGAAGCUGACCCUGACAAAUAACGGGCACACAGUGCAGAUGUCCCUGCCCCAGACGAUGCGCUUGCACGGCCUGCCCAAGGUCUACUCGGCUGUUCAGCUGCACUUCCAUUGGGGCAGCCAGAGACACACCGGGGGGUCCGAGCACCAAGUGGACGGCCAGGCCUUCCCCGCAGAGGUUCACAUUGUCCAUUUCAACUCAGAGAAGUAUGCCAACCUGAGUGAGGCGAAACAUCAGGCUGACGGGCUGGCUGUGCUGGGGAUCUUUCUGGAGGUUGGCGACUCAGAGAAUUUUGCCUACAGCCACAUCUUUGACCACUUGGAAGACAUCAGGCACACAGAACAGGAAAUCUCUCUCUCGCCUUUCAACGUCCGCGACCUCCUUCCGGCGCACUUGGGCCGCUAUUUCCGCUACAACGGCUCUCUGACCACCCCGCCCUGCUACCAGAGUGUGCUGUGGACGGUCUUCCACCAGGCUGCCCACAUCUCUGCUGCUCAGCUAGAGAAACUGCAGAAAUCUCUUUACUCCACUGAAGAUGACGAAACUCCACAGUUGGCUCUCGUGGACAAUUUCCGGAGGCUGCAAGACUUGAACCACCGCCUGGUCCUCUCUUCGUUCCCGGCGGGGCCUUCUGGAUAUUCUGCAGGGAAGAUCGUGGCUAUCAUUUUCGGGGUCUUUUUGGGCUGCCUCAGCCUCUUCCUGGCCGGCUGGAUUGCAGCAAAAAGAAUACGGGAGAAGACCCUGCAGGACCAGAAGGGCGUUGUCUUCAAAUCUUCCUCCCCGAGGCCCAUUACGGAUUAA
Heteronotia binoei (common prickly gecko) is the source of this 1062-nucleotide messenger RNA. RefSeq names its product carbonic anhydrase 14 (gene CA14). Gene Ontology annotation, molecular function: zinc ion binding; carbonate dehydratase activity. The coding region runs from base 37 to 1062 and encodes 341 amino acids. The record is from RefSeq and is a predicted model, not a curated record. The transcript is spliced from 11 exons. Gene Ontology annotation, cellular component: plasma membrane. NCBI's taxonomy places the organism in Eukaryota, Metazoa, Chordata, Lepidosauria, Squamata, Gekkonidae.